Paramecium tetraurelia is the source of this 1644-nucleotide messenger RNA. RefSeq lists its product as uncharacterized. The transcript is spliced from 2 exons. The record is from RefSeq and is a predicted model, not a curated record. NCBI's taxonomy places the organism in Eukaryota, Ciliophora, Oligohymenophorea, Peniculida, Parameciidae.
AUGAUCGAUUAAGAAAGUUUGCUAGCCGAAUUAGGAUUGUUGGAUGAGAGAAAAUUAUUGCUAGAGUUAACCAUUUAACUUGGAUAGAAUGAACAUGAUCUCAUAUAUCUAUACGAGGGAGAUGAUAUUGAACUCAAGGCUAGUCAAUUUUGUGAAAAACAUCAUCUAAAGGAUGAAAUUAAAGAGAUUAUUGCUCAAAAUAUUAAACUACAUCUGAACGAGAAAGAAAAUUAUUUUAGCUUCGUAAAUUAAUCCAAUUAGAUAAGCAACACCAAUACCAAUAAACCUACAUAAGAUUAAACUCAUAAUUAGAUAAGAGAAGUUAAUUAAGAGAAGAAAGAAAACAAGAAUGACAUCUUAAACAAAUCACAGGCUGCCAUCAAAAAAACUGAUAUUUAUGAAAAACAAGUCAAGUAGAUGAAUUACAAAAAUAAUGUACUCCAAAAGCAAAGACUACUCAAAGAAGAAGAAUAAGUUAAAGAAGCCACCUUCAAACCAAGACUCAAUUAAAAUACCUUAAAAAUAGUCAGUACUACAAGAUAAAACAGAAAUAAAACUCCAGAAUAUUAUUUGUUGAAAUAUGGAUAACAAUUGCAAGAAUAAAAAAGAAAGGCAGAAUAACAAUUUUUGAAUGAAACUUCAAGAGAAUGCUCCUUCAGACCUGAGAUUAACAAAAUCUCCCAGAGAAUAUGCGACGAAAUUAUCAAAACUGAUGUGAGUAUGACUAAAUUUGAUCAACUCUACAAUUAAGCUAAGAAAAGAAGGGCUAAUGAUAAAUCUUAGACAUCCAUUAUAUAGGAAUCCUAAACCCAAUAGACCAGAAGAAGUAUUACACCAAACAAAUCAUAAAAUAAACAAUACUUACCAUUUCUAGAAAGAAUGGAAAUGUAAAAAAAGAUAAAAGAAGAAAAAUUGAAGUAAGAAGUUGAAGAAUCUUUAAUGUAUGAUGAGAAAAGUGGAUAAAAACUAUUUCAACCAUAAGUGCAUAGUGCAAAUAGAUCCAGAGGGGGACUAAGCAUUGGAGAGUACCUUUAUUAAUAAUAAAAAUCUGUAAAUGAAGAAUCAAUAAUAUAAUUUGAAUGUGAUGAUUUAAGUAAAUCAGUCUAAACAGAUAGAUCUAAUCAAAUAGUGCUAUAAAUGAGAAGAAAGAAACUUGAAGAAUAUUUUAAAUUAAUGGAUUCCGAUAAUGAUGGAUUGAUCAGUGCUCAAAAUAUUUAUCUCGAAGAAUUGCCAACAGAAGCCUUAGAAUUAUUACAACCAGUUAUUUUACAAUUGGAAAAGUUGGAUAUAUAUUUGAAUAUUGAAACAUGGACUGCAAAAUGUUUGGAUAUUAUCGAAAAAAUGAGUGUUUUUGAUAAAAAUCGUCUUUUUUAAAAAUAACCUAAAUAGCAAAAGACCUAACCCGAUUCUUCUAGUACCUUUAGACCCUAGUUAAAUUAAAAAUCAGAGAUUAUUGCAAAGUAAAGAUAAACGUUCAAAGGACCUGCUGCCUUAUAUCAAAAGGCAAUGAAGGAAAACAUAGUUAAAGAAUAAAAAAUCAAGUAGAUCAAAGAAUAGCAAGAAUAAAAAGAAGCUAAGCAAUGUACAUUUUAACCAAAAAUCAAAAUCUUUAAUAGAUCUACUACCAGCACAGGAUUCUAUUGA